Messenger RNA from Lactuca sativa (garden lettuce), 591 nucleotides. Its product is annotated as trafficking protein particle complex II-specific subunit 130 homolog. The record is from RefSeq and is a predicted model, not a curated record. Gene Ontology annotation, biological process: protein phosphorylation. Gene Ontology annotation, molecular function: protein kinase activity; ATP binding. NCBI's taxonomy places the organism in Eukaryota, Viridiplantae, Streptophyta, Magnoliopsida, Asterales, Asteraceae.
UGAAGCGAAAGAUAUGAAUCCUGAUAGUGAUACGAUAUUAAAUAUAAAAUAUAAAAUAUCUGGGGAUAGAAAUCAUGGAUCGCAUACUCCUAUGUUUGAGGAUGAGUCUUCACAGAUGUUGACUUUUAAGAGUGCUCUUGUUUUACAAAGACCAGUGUUGGAACCUUGUUUGGCAGUUGGUUUUCUUCCCCUUCCUCCAUAAGGCCUUAGAGUCGGCCAGCUUUUUACUAUGAAGUGGCGAGUUGAAAGGUUGAAGUAUCUCGAGGACGAACAAUACGAUGAGGUAGUAUAUGAAAUAAACGCAAAUUCUGAAAACUGGAUGAUUGCUGGGAGGAAGCGAGGCCAUGCACCUCUCUCCACAAAGCAAGGUUCACGAAUAGAGAUUUCAAUCCUAUGCGUGCCAUUGGUUGCUGGGUACAUGCGGCCCCCACAACUGGAGUUACCGGACAUUGGUGAGGGUAAUAUUAGUUGCAACCCAGCUGGGCCCCACUUGGUCUGUGUUUCCCCUCCACCUCUCAGCUCCUCCUUCUGUAUUCCCAUUCCCAUUCCUGCCUAGAGAUGAAAUCGUGACUUUUGUAGGUGCUUUGGUGU